Molecule: messenger RNA, 9593 nt
Organism: Prinia subflava (tawny-flanked prinia)
Lineage: Eukaryota; Metazoa; Chordata; Aves; Passeriformes; Cisticolidae
Gene: YAF2
Product: YY1 associated factor 2
Exons: 4
Coding region: 110-652 (180 amino acids)
Biological process (GO): positive regulation of DNA-templated transcription
Cellular component (GO): nucleus
Molecular function (GO): transcription coregulator activity; DNA binding
Source: RefSeq, a predicted model, not a curated record
CCUCCUCCCCGGGUCCCCGCUAGAGCCCGGAGACCCCCCGCGCUCCUCCUUAUUGACAAACGCACAAAGGGCCGCGCCGGGGCCGGGCCGGGACGCGUCUGGAGCCGGCAUGGGAGACAAGAAGAGCCCGACCAGGCCGAAGCGGCAGCCGAAACCCUCCUCGGACGAGGGGUACUGGGACUGCAGCGUCUGCACCUUCCGCAACAGCGCCGAGGCCUUCAAGUGCUUGAUGUGCGACGUGAGGAAGGGCACCUCCACACGGAAACCUCGACCUGUCUCUCAGCUGGUUGCACAACAGGUUCCUCAGCAAUUUGUGCCCCCUACACAAUCAAAGAAAGAGAAAAAAGACAAAGUAGAAAAGGAAAAAAGUGAAAAAGAAACAACAAGCAAAAAGAACAGUCAUAAGAAAACCAGGCCAAGGUUGAAAAAUGUGGAUCGGAGUAGUGCUCAGCAUUUGGAAGUUACCGUUGGAGAUCUGACAGUCAUUAUUACAGACUUUAAGGAGAAAACUAAGUCACCACCUGCUUCCAGUGCUGCUUCUGCAGAUCAACACAGUCAGAGUGGUUCUAGCUCUGACAACACAGAGAGGGGAAUGUCCAGGUCCUCUUCACCCAGAGGAGAAGCAUCAUCACUGAAUGGGGAAUCUCAUUAAAGUUUAUUUCCUCCAGUUUCUUUAGUCUCUUCAAAACAUGCAAAUACAUAAGUUCUGUCACUUGUUACCACAUUUUCAUGACAGAUUAGUCAUACAUAAUUGAUAUGUUGACUGGAGCAUAAUGCAGUUUAAAAAAAAAAGAAAAACAAUGCAGUGGUAGAAACUCUAACAGCAUGAAGCUGAGUCAGGGGAGGUUUAGGUUAGAUACCACAAAAGGUUUCUCACCCAGAGGGUGUUGGGCACUAGGACAGGCUCCCCAGGGAAGUGGUCACAGCACCAGCCUGACAGAGCAAGAAGAGUUUGAACAACACUCUCAGGCACAUGGUGUGACUCUUGGGGCUGUCUGGUGCAGAGCCAGAAUUUGGACUCUGUGACCCUUUUGGGUCCCUUCCAACUCUCAGCUUAUUCUGUGAUUCUAUAGUAAUUUAAAAGUAAGAUGCUUAUGAAGCAUCUUCAGACCAACUUUUUAAUAUACAUGUGUAAGGGUGCCAUGAAAAUGUGGUUUGAAUGUUCAUUAUGCAGUGUUAUUGGUAUGUCCAUUUUCACUUUUAGUUUAGUGAAUUCUAACACAACUCUUGGAGUCUCUACUAUUGGCAUGUAUUGAAUUUAAAUUUUUAUAACAUAGUUCAAGCUGCCUAAAUAUGUAUUAUUUGAGAAUUGUGGAACAUAGUUAUCUGUAUGCAAGUCAAAAAUCAACUUAAUCAAUUAUUGCUGCAACAGAAUUUUCAUAAUAAUUAUCUUCUUAAAAACACCUGCUGGUACUUGGUGUGGUUAAAUAGGAAAAAUGUUAUUAAAGAAAACAUUUGUAUGGAUUUUUGCCAAUGUUUGACACAUUUUACUAGAUUACUGUUACUGAAUUAUGUUGAUAGUUUCACCAAUAUUUUUUGACACUUAAAACACUUAUUGUAAUGUUUACAAGCAAAAUAGAAAACACAUUCUAAGCAUUGAUUAGUUAACCUUGCAAUUCAGGUAAAGUACUGCAUUGUCGCUGUACACUGGUAUUUUGUGUUGUGUAACAAAUACUGAACCUCAGAUGGUGAUGCAUUUGGCAAAAACUGUUUGGAAAUAUGGAAGUUUGGAAAAGCUUUAAAAAGAACAGAACUGCUGUUCACAUUUCUGCGUAGUGCUGUUUCCUUGCCCCAGAUUUUUUUAGUGUCACAUAGUCACUUAUCGUUUCAGUACAGGAAUAUCAGAUGUUACACAAGAAUAAGGAAAUAACAGUACUAUGAUUUUUUUUCCUGAAUCAAUUUAUUUAAUAUUGAAUUGGCCUAUUAGAAUAUAUUAUGUCAUAAAUCAUUUGAAAAAUACUGAGUAUCCUACUUUAUGGCAUAAACAGAAAACAUUUACGCACUUAGCAAUAUACUGAUAAAGAGCAGAACUAUUUACAAUACCAUCUGGUAUUAUGUAAAAUUACCAAUAAAAUAUUUUUGUGAAUACAGAUUUUGCAUUUUUGUUUACAACCAAUAAGUGUUUUGAUACAUACAUGCAAUUCAUGUAUAGAUUUUAAAUUAUAUAUUCUGGUUCAGUACAAAAGUCCAUUUAGCCCUUUUUAGUGAGGUAGGGCACUUACACUCCUGUGAGCCUUUUCUUUUUCAUUCAAAGUAAAUAUAUUUUUAAGCCUAUGUGAGUUGGAUGGACCUUCUUGGUAGUGAAUCCAGGCCCAAAUUAUUACCCACAUAUGAGAUGUCUUCUUAACAGCUUAAAAGCAAUGGAUUUUUGUAGCCCCUGACAAUUGUGAUGUUUGGUGGUUUCUUGUAGUAAUGUAUUUUUCUGUUUUUAAUGCAGUACUUCUACAGGCACAAUGGUACUGUUCUAUUUUGUAAGAUGCUAGUUGUGAAAUACAGUUAGUUGCAUAAAAUGAGAGUCUGAUGUGAUAUCUGAGAACAUACAUACCUCAUUCCUUGGUGUUGCUGUUUAAACUUUUUAGACAUCAAAUGUUAAUUAUAGGCUAUUUCAGAUGGAUAACUACUGACCUGUUUAUUAUGUAUUCUGCUUUAUCUUACUAAAUAGGAUGUCUGUUCAUUGCUGUUACCUGGCCAAAUUUAGUAUCUGUAAAACAAUGCUUUUUAAGGUUCUUAAAUGUUUUUGGGGCCGGGCUAGUGUUCAAAAUAACAUACACUAGUUUUUAAAAGAAAAAUACAUGCUUCUCAACUUUAUUUUUUUAUAUUUUAUUUUUAGGUGGGACUAUUUCCAGAAUAUACUGAUGUAAUGGAUUACAAAAGAGCUGAAAUUAUGUGAAGUGAGCAGUGUAAGGAUAGUAAAUCUCAUUGCAAGAAGUUUUAUGAAAUGUGUUUCUAAUUUGAAAUGUAAUGAAUUCUAACACAUUUCAGAUUUUCUUGCAAAGAAAUAAUAAUCUAUUACUAGUAAUUCACUAAAUGGGAAAUGUAUUUUUAUUUAAGUUUAUGUGAAUAAACCACCCAGCACUGCCAACAAAAGGACUCUAUCUUCACAAUUAAGUAGCCAUUUGGUUUGAAAGGAAGGAUGGAGUGGAUUUUGCUAUGAUUCAGCUGUCUCUAGAGAAUAAUCUCAAAAACAUAGUACAAGUAUGGUUAUCAAAAAGAAUGCAAAAAGUCUCACUGUUCUUUAUGGAACAAGGCAUUGCAGAGCAAUUUCUACUACAGGUGCUACAGAAGUCAGCUAGGAUCUUAAAAGCUGUGGUGGUUUUAACUGAACUGUUAGGUUGCCAGAGUUUCAUUGCAAUGAUGCUUGGUUUAGCAUUAAGUAAAGUUUUUGCCUGUUGGUGAUUAAAGGGAUAUGACAAUACUGACAGCAGAGUAGACAAAUUCUAAGCAAAAUACUGCAUUUGACUCUGUUCAUAAUAUAAUUUAAAUGAACUUCACUUUCAUAAUUUCUAAAUAAUUUUGACUUGUAGUAAUCCUAAGUCUUUUUUUCUAACUGUAAAUAUAUUUAAAAGCAUCUUUACUCCAUUUAUAAAAGUGAAAAAUUAAUGUUGUAAUGUGUUCUGAUUAGCUAUUUUUCUCUGUGAUUGCUCUCUGCAUAAGAACUGUUAUUUGUUAAAUCUAUAUAUGCACCAGUUUUCAACAGCCAUACAUCCUGGGAUGUUCAUGAAAUGGUGGCCCCACAAAGACAAGUGUGAUAGUGUUCCAUGUAAAUGAGUUCUUUUAUGUGCUGAUUGAUUGUCUGGUUUCAGAAAGGAAAAGGGGGGAGAAAGGGGGGAAAAUUAAGUAUAAAUAGUUCGUUGAUAAAAUGUACAGUAAUUCAGUCUUUUAUCUUCCUAUCUUUGCCAUUAAUUAUAGGUGAUAUAAGAAAAAGAAAAAGUAUGCAGUUGACUGAUCUCUUUUGUUCAUUAAUUUAAAUCUACGUAAUGGAGACAAACAAAAAUUCUUCUACUCAGUAGCAGGUUGAAUUAUUCCAUAUAAAAUCUUGUUUCCAACAAAGGAAGUAGUAAUAAAUAAAUUACAUUUAAAAAUUUUAAAUUCUUGACAUUAAGAGUCAAUAAUUAAGAAUAUGACUGAAGUUUUAAUCUAUUAUGUAUUUAUCUAGAUAUUUGAUGUUUUGGGGCAUAGAUUGUAAAAUCUCAAAAAUGGUUUGAUUUUAUAAUUUGUGCACUUUAUUUUUUUAAUAUUAUGAAUAGCACAUUUUCGAGUAGCCAUGUGAGACAGUACUUUCUAGAAUUUGUUCUGUUGGUUCACUGUAGUGUUUAGGCAGGUCUUCUAAACUUCACAUGUUGCAUCUUAAAUUCUUUACUUUUUUCCUCUCCUGUCUCAAAAGCCUGACUGUUUCCUAUGUUUUGCUGAUUGAUUUUACUUUGUUAGCAGGAUUGAUUUGGCAUGGAACUGUCUAUUGUGUAUUUUUUAUCCAGGGUUCUUGAACUGUAUCUGUUCAGGUUUUUUUUUUUUUCUGUGGCAUGCCUUUAUUUGGCUCUUCUCCCUACUUGGGCGUCUGGAUAUACUUCAUUCAAAACCAGAAACUAUAGGGAAAUAGAAAGGCAUUUACAUUUAAUUUCUCCAAAGGCAACAGCAAGUGCUAUACUUGUAGUAAAUUUAGCCUGUGCUUACUCAGGAAUAAGAUAGAUUAGAUAAAAAGUUAAUGCUGGUUUUGGCUAGUGGACCAGUCAGUCAAAUAUGGCAUUUUGCAAAUGCCAUAGUUCUAGCCAGCUCAGUGUUAAGAUAUGGGUGUGCUGGAAACACAGUUUGAGCUUUCAGAGGUUUUUCUAACCCAAAAUUAUUCCUCAGCUUAUAUCAGAGCAGUCUCAGUUUGAAAGGUUAUAACUUCAAAAUAGCAAAAAAUGUACAGUAAAAUCAGUCAAACUGUAGAUGCUCAGAUGGUUUUUGUUUGUGCUGUCAAAGUUUUAAAAAGAAGAGGAACUGUUAAAAGAGACUUAGACUUGUCUAAGACAGCAAUCAGAUAUUGAGCUUAGCUUGACAUCUAAAGAACCCAUGUUUUAACAAGAAUUAACAGGAUUUAAUCACUAAUUAAACUUAGAAAAGUAUUUCAUAAGUUAAUUACAAAUCAGAGCUCUGUAGAAAUUAUUGUAACUUCCUGUCUAGAAUGGAGUGAAUGGUACAACAGCAAUGGAAAACUGCAUGCUUGCUGGAAAAUAUUAUUACGCAACAGCAAGUGAUGUUUACAUGACUUUCCUAAGACAUUGUGCUAAAAGACUGUGUUAUGUCUGUGAACGAGGCCUAGGAGUCCAUGUUUGUACCCUCUAACGAAACUGUACCAUGAGAUUCAAACAGUGAAAGAAAAUGCAGUGAAAAAACAAAUUAGUUUCAGAUCCAAGAGUCUUAGUAAUGCAGGAGCUGAUUACAGCCUUCAUUUAACCAUGUUGGUAAAAAUUAAUUAGAAAAACCACCACUGAAUCACUCUAAUGUAUUCAAUCCUAAUCUUGCCCCUUUUAUUAUAGGAAACAGAUAAAAGUCAUCAGAAUGAACUUGCUCUGUUUGGUGGUGGCAGAUUUUAAGAGCAGACAGUUUAAUGGGCACAGGAAGGUUUAGGUGUACAGUUAAACAUGGACGAUGAAGGGCAAAAGCAUAUUCCUUUGCUCUUAAUGAUUAUUAUUAAGAAUUGCUGUCCCAUUUGGGGAUUUGUAAAAGACAAAAUUGUAACCUUAUCUAAUAAGAAAAUUGCCACCAGAAAAAAUAUUGUUCAGUAACAAUAUUCUAAAAUGUACUUCCAAAAUGUUAAUUAUAUUGUAGAAAGUAUGGCAUAUCUUGACAGAGGGAGGACUACUUAAGCAAGACUAUGUUUUCAGGAUCUAGGCCACCUAAAAAAGUGUAGUCUUUGAUUACACUGUUUUCUGUCAUGGUUUAACCCUAGCUGGUAAGUAAGUACCACACAGCCGUUUGUGCAUUCUCCCUCUGUGCAGUGGGGUAGAGAAUUCAAAAAGUAAAAGUCAGCAAACUCAUGGGUUGGGAUAAAGACAAUUUAACAGAUAAAAGCUGCACAUGCAAGCAAAGCAAAACAUUCACCACUUCCCAUGGGCAGACAGGUGUUCAGCUGUCCCAGGAAGGCAGAGCUCCACCACAGGUAAUGGUGACUGGAGCAGACAAACACCAUCCCUCCAAACAUCCCCCUCUUCUCCUUCCCUGGGCUCUGUAUGCUGAGCACAACACCACAUGGUCUGGGGUGACCCUGUGGUCAGUUGGGGUCAGCUGUCCUGGCUGUGUCCCCUCACAACUCCUUGUGCACCCCCAGCCGCCUCAAUGGUGGGACAGUAGGAGAAGCAGAAAAGGCUUUGCAUAACCUCUGCUCAGCAACAGCUGAACUAUCUCUGUGUUAUCAGCACUGGUUCCAGCACAAAUCUAAAACACAGCCCCAUGCCAGCUGCUGUGAAGAAAAUUAAUUACCCCAGCCAAAACCAGCACAUCUGAGUAUAAAUACUGAUCUUGGUCAAAGCAAAGUGAAAGUGCUUCCUCAAGCUUUUAAGAAAUGUAGCUGUAGACCAAUGGAGCUCUAAUUUACAGUGGAGUUACUGAGAAGAUAGCUGAGGAAAAGAGACUUUUAAUGUAUUUUUUGAUAAUCUGCUAACCACGUGCAUGCAAUUUUCCUCUUCUGUAUGAAGAAGCAAAAGGAUGCAGAAAAAGGAAAUAAAUGUAACCCAGGCUAAUGAAGUGUGUCUCUUUACCCUCUUCCCAAGAUCACUAUAUUCUAAAAACUGCAAAUUCUGUUUGGUUCAAAGAUCGUUCCAGGUAUUUGUCACUAAAGAAGGAGGUAGUUGUUCAAUCACUUUGCAUCUGUUAAGACAAAUGAGGGGUCAGGCCAAUUCUACUUUCUGAAUACCCACUUUGGGAACACAGAUCUAAUUUGCCAUUUAUAUGCAUCUAAUAUAUAACUGACAUCCAUGAAUAAUCUAUUUCAAGCUGAUUCUUCUUUGCACAGAAUAAAUAAAAAUGCUUCAAUGCCAAGCCCAGUUCCUGAUGGCACAGAUCUCUGAGCAGGAAAAUCUGGCAUCUGACUGAUCAUCUCUUUCUGUAACAGCCUUCAGCUAUGAAUUAAUCUAGGCAAGGGAAAUCUCUUCAGGUUACAUGUAUUAUCAUUACUCCCACCUCUGAAGGAAAUACAUUGAUUCCUGAUUCCUUCUUCUCCCUUUUCUUUUGUUUCUCCUAAGUACAUCUAUAAUAUAAGUGUAUGCAGUGAGUUUGAAGUAAUUUAUUAUACCUGCUUUUUAAGUGGGGAAUUUGACUGCUGUUCCCAGUUCUUCAAUUAUAUUUUCAUUUCUUUAAAAUGUGGUCAUACAGAAAAAUGGUGUGUGGGAGCUUAGAGGUGAAUAUCAAUUUUGUCACUGUUGUCUUUGUUUUUAUAUAAUUGACUACCUGAACAGAUUCUUGCUAAGCAAAUUCAGUCACACUGAUCCUGUACCUUUCAAGCACUCUGUCUGAGGUACCUGGCAUUCUGGGAUGGAAGCUAUCUGUGUUUCUGCAAAUGGGAUUCUUCACUGGGAGGCUUCCAAAUGUGGCAGAAUAAGCAAAUUUCUUUCCAGCUCAUGGAGGCAAAUGUUGCCAGGUAAAAUGCUUUUAGUCCCAGGUAGAAAAGGAGAUCUGAGGAUCAUAGAUACUGAGUGCUUUCUCUGCUUUCCUACAGAAAUUCCAAAUAGGAAGCUUCUUUUUCUUAAAUGUCAAACAGCUUCAAAAACCCUCAGUCCAACAAAAAGACAAAGUAACAAGCAGGGGGGAAGGAAGAAGAAAGAAAAUGCAUUUUCAAAAUAAUCCCUAGAAGAGCCAUAUAAUGGCUUCUUUGUCUUUUUUGUCUGUUUGGUGUUCCUUUCUCUGUGUACUGUAUUGGAAGUAGGUAACACACAUACUUCUUAGAGGUGUGUCUUGCUUUAUAAUUCUUGAUGGCUGGUUGAGUGACAUUUGGCUUAAAGAUGUAGGAUUUUGUGAAUUGAAUAGUAAAUACCAUGAAUAUUUCACUCUUGCACACAAGUUGUUUAUUGAAAGGGUGGAAAUUUUGAUGAAAGAUUUAGGAACAAAAUUAAUUCCUCUCCUACAAUUAGCUAUUACACAUUUUUAAAGAGUCUAAUUCCUGGACUGCUAAGGAAAGGGUAGCUUUAUGUUGCAAGGGUGAUAUGAACCUAGACUAGAAUGGAUGUGGCUUCUGAAGAGUUUUGUGGCCAGUAAUUCAUAUGGCUGUUUUCAGUGAUUAUUCCACACCUUAACCUGUUAAUCUUGAAGCGUUAUUAGAGCAUGCUCACAAACACAUCAAAACUACCAACAGUACUGUCAGAUGCUCUUAUAAUUUACUAAGUGCCUUACACAGAGCAUCACUGAGGCAAUGAUUCAAUUGCAAGGAAGUUUGAUAAAAGAUUUACUCCUCUGGUUGAAGUCACACGUUGCUGGUUGUAACCAAGGUGGUGUUCCUGGUUAUACACUUUAGAAUCUUACAUUUUAUUGCUGAUACAAGUACCUAAUACAAAACAGUCCAGAAAUUUUUGAGGCUUUCAAUUUGUAAAACAUCCAUUCUUUGGAGGAGGUUUUUUCUUCUAGCCAAUUGUGAUGGUCUACUGGAAUAUCAGAGAAGUGAAUAAAACUUGUGAGUAUUUCUGGAUGCUUUCAGAUUUCUCAGUUUCUUGGUCAAGGACAAUAUUAACUUUCUUGGGAAGGGGUACCUUAGUUGGUUUUGUUCAUAGGGAUUAUGUUUAUCCAACUAGUUUUUUAAAGGUUUUAUUAUUAGAAAAAGGGCUUGUUAUUUUGAAAUAAAAUCUUACCUGCCAGGUGUCUUCCCCAAAAUGAGUAAGUGCCUUUUCUGUUCUGACUCUUAGAAGUAUUUACUUUGUCAGACUGAAUCUGAAUGUCCUGGAUAAACCAACUAUUAAGUACCAAGUGUUACCAAUGGCUUGAAAUUCUUUCACUGAAACAACGAGACAGAUUGUAAGCCACUUGAAUUGUUUUGAGACCUGAUGUUAUCAGAAGUUUUAUAACUGCUAUGAGUAGUAUACUUCUAAGAACAAUGUAAAUUUUCAGGAACUUGAUAUUGAUAGGAAAUAAAUAUUUAUUAAAAGAAGUGUGUUAAAUAAAUAUUUAUUUACCAAUUUGAGUAAGACAAAAUGUUACACCAUGAGGGCAACAGUCUUGCUGUUAGCAGUCCUGACUACUUAAUGGAAAGUAAAACUGAAGCCCUGGACUCUGACUAUUAAAAAAGGGUAGUAUUUGGUGAGAGAUUGGGACUGUGAAUCUUAUGUCCACAUUCUAAUAAAGUAAUUUUUCCUACCUGAGUUUUUACCAAUUCUCAAGCAGAAAAGAAAGCAUGAGCAGAUUAUCAGUAAGAGGCCCUCUGGUUUAAUUGGUGCUGCUUCCUAUCUCUAGUGGAUUUUUUUUAAAUUUUUUUUUUAAACUUUGCUCAGGACUGGUACAGCUGAAAGUAUAUUUUCCCUUCAUUCUUAAGCCUAGACUUUGAAUGGAGUUUCUCUGAGACACUUUUGUAGUGAAAUGGUAUUCCCUAGAAACAUUGAAGACAAAAAUAAACAUCUCUGUGAAUGAAA